AUGAAUUCUGCAGGAGGGUUAUUGGCGACUUUACAAGUGCGACCAAUUCUGAGAGAAAGAAUUAUUAAAGUUCAAGGUCAAGACCCUGAAUUGAGGAAGAUUAUUGAUAAGAGUCGUAAAGGGGAAGAAACCAAAUUCACACUUCGAGAUGGAGUUCUGACACUAAAUGAAAGACUUUGUGUUCCAAAUGUGGACGAAUUGUUAAGGGAGAUUUUGGAAGAAGCUCAUUCCUCUCCUUAUGCAAUGGAUCCUGGAACUACAAAAACGUACUGUUCGUUGAGAUUUCAUUAUUGGUGGCCAAGGAUGAAGAAAGAAGUGGCUGAACAUGUCUUGACGUGUCUGGUAUAUCAGAAAGUGAAAGCGGAGCAUCAAGCCUCAGCGGGAAAAUUGCAACCACUGUCCAUUCCAGAAUGGAAAUGGGAAAAGGUUACCAUGGACUUUGUCUAUGGUCUACCUAGGACUCAGAAGAAGAACGACGCCAUUUGGGUUAUUGUGGACCGAUUGACAAAGUCGGCUCACUUUAUACCCAUUAGAUGGGGUUGUUCGCUAGAGUUACUGACAAAGAAGUAUGUGGAGGAAAUAGUGAGACUACAUGGAGUACCAGUAUCCAUCGUCUCUGACAGAGAUCCGAGGUUCACUUCUCGAUUCUGGAAGAGUUUACAAGAAGCACUAGGUACUCGUCUGAACUUUUCAACCGCUUUUCAUCCCCAGACCGAUGGACAAUCUGAGCGAACAAUCCUCACUCUUGAGGAAAUGUUGCGAGCUUGUGUACUGGAUUUCCAAGGUUCUUGGGAUGAACAUUUGCCAUUGAUUGAAUUUGCUUAUAACAACCAGUACCAUAGUAGUAUUGGUAUGGCUCCAUAUGAAGCUCUAUAUGGAAGGAAAUGCAGAUCCCCAGUGUGGUGGGAUGAGGAAGGGUUAAGGCAAUUGGAGGGACCUGAAAUCGUUCAGGUAACAGUGGAUAAGAUUAAAGUGAUGAGAAGCCGGUUGAAGGCCACACAAAACCGGCAAAAGAGCUAUGCUGAUAUUCACCGAAGAGAGAUGGAAUUUCAUAGUGGAGAGAAAGUAUUUUUGAAAGUGUCUCCUUGGAGAGGUUUUGAGAUUCCAGAAGAAGGGUAA
Linum trigynum is the source of this 1119-nucleotide messenger RNA. The record is from the annotation of a GenBank genome assembly. NCBI's taxonomy places the organism in Eukaryota, Viridiplantae, Streptophyta, Magnoliopsida, Malpighiales, Linaceae.